AUGUGGGAUGUCAAUCUUUGUAUGACAUGGCCUGAGAAAAUAUUGGUUCCUUUCAAGUACUUUGGAAAUCCGAAAUUAUGGGAACCCUCUACAACAUCAGCAUCCUUCCCUUCUUUUCUCGAUUUGCCAGUCGAGAUUCAGUUUCGUAUUUACGAAUGUUGCGACGCCUCAACACUUUUCCAGCUCAUGCACACGUGUGCACAUAGCCGAAGUGAAGCAUCGAAGCUAUUCUGGGCUCAUCAAGACAUCUGGUACUACUGUCAGGAUGCUUAUAAAUUUACCUACCAAUAUCUGCACCCAAUUCUUCAGUUUUGUCCCGAGUUCGCAAGUCGGAUUGCACAAAUUGAAUUCGAGCUAGGCAGACUGGAAUUGGUAUUCCAAGCAGACAACGAAACCCCACACGCACGGCAGCAAAUGAACACAGUUGAGAAGGCUCAGAGUUUCUGGAGCAGAGUUCAACAAACCUUUCCUUCAAUUAAAAAGGUGGUGUUGACUGGGCUGUUGUCGCGAAUGGGUGCUCUGCCCCCUGACGACGAGUAUGAUGUUGCCUACUCUGCGUUAACGCUUGUUGUUCAACAAGCUCCGCCCAAUAUCAUUGUCUUUCUCGCUGUGGAAGAUAAUCGGUCAGGAAUCAGGCUUCCUCAAAAGCCCCACAGAUUGUGGCGGGUAGCUGCUGAUCUCAGGCCUUCAUGGCAAAUUGUGGAGGAGGAUUGGACCCCGAGUCGUAUAUUACUUCCACCAAAACGGUUUUCAACUUAUCCCCUUGGCACGUUUCUGACAUUUCUUUCGAACCAGGAACAGUCGGUGUUAGAAUCGAGAGGUUUGAGAUGGCUAAGAGUAGAGUCAUAUGCACGAUACGCAGUAGGCUCUACAAUCACAUGCCCCAAGUCCGACUGCGAUAGCACAUUCACGGAGAAAGAUACAUGGAGGCAACACCUCAAGGAUACACACCAUAAUGGAUACGGUUCUGGCCAAGAAGAUGAAACCAAGUCGCGCUUCUGCGAACACACUCCGGCUGAGUUCAAAACUGCUAUCGAGAAAAGACAAAACCGCGUUUCUGCAAGUUAUGAAGACGCGCGAGCCAUAUGGCGAAAGCUCCAUGAUGGCUGGGACCAGGAAGGUACUGAAAAGAGGAGGAUGUUUGAAGAGGCUUUUCGCGCUCAGCUACGCGAGGCAAACGCUUUCUCGCCUGGAGAGUUGGUGGAAGACACGUGUCCCUGGUUCGACACGUUUAAUAUGUAUUUCGAUUCGACGCAUGUUUACUAUAGUGGGAUCUCAGAUGUGUCCUCGCCUAACGUAGCUGAUGUAUAAGCGUGGUAGUGGGAUUUCCUAAUUCCUGAAUCUUCUUGGUAUAUUAGCUAAACCAAACGAUCGAGAGGAUUACUUCAAGCGGGAGUGGGUAAUAGAUACAGUCAAUUCAAGUUGUAGUUCUACCUGUAUGACCGCUACGCUGGUGUUGUCGCUCAGAAAUAAGAUUAUCAAUUGCUG
Molecule: messenger RNA, 1488 nt
Organism: Dothidotthia symphoricarpi CBS 119687
Lineage: Eukaryota; Fungi; Ascomycota; Dothideomycetes; Pleosporales; Dothidotthiaceae
Exons: 1
Coding region: 1-1311 (436 amino acids)
Source: RefSeq, a predicted model, not a curated record